Paramecium pentaurelia is the source of this 706-nucleotide messenger RNA. The record is from the annotation of a GenBank genome assembly. Lineage: Eukaryota; Ciliophora; Oligohymenophorea; Peniculida; Parameciidae.
AUGCCAAACCAAAUGAAUUAUUCACCAUUCAUUCUAAGAGGAGGAGGUUGUGGAAUGACAAAAACUAAAAUCGCUUUGUAAACUUAAAACAAUUCCAUUCAAACUGAUGCUUAUGAUUUCUUUUUAAGUUUCAAUCACUAUAUUUAUAUAAUCGAAUCAAAGGCUAAUGUUGCAGCUAAUGAAUAGGAAUCAUAAGAAAUAAUGAUAGCAAUACGGUGGUUUAUUUUUUAAGAGGAAAACAUCUACAAAAUCAAUAAGAAUGUAUAAAGUGUUAAGAAAUCAUACAACUUAAUUUUAGAUGGGAUUAGACGCUUAUUAAUAAGCUGCUAAGUCUACAUCAGAUCAGAUUCCUUUAAAUGUUUAUAUAUUUUAUAGAUUACAACUUCCCUUUCAAAAGUAAUAUUUAGCUUUCAUUUAAUGAAUGAUGAGAGAUUUAUGAAAUGUGAAACCUAAAAUUAUUUUCUGGAUAUUUGUGAUGAAUUACAAUAAUAAAUAAAAAUCGAAAGGAAUGAUUUAAUUUAAAAUUAAAUCGAACUAUUUCUUUUCUUAACCAAAACUUCUUUUGAGAUUGCUCCUAAUAAUAGUAAAGAGAAGGAAGAAAUAUUAAAAGGAUCCUUAAAAGGUAUUGUAAGUUCUCUAAUCAACAUGAGCCCUGACACUGAGUUACUUGAAUCAUUAUUUAAGGGAGCCUGCCUACUUUACANGA